Messenger RNA from Caenorhabditis sp. 36 PRJEB53466, 1359 nucleotides. Lineage: Eukaryota; Metazoa; Nematoda; Chromadorea; Rhabditida; Rhabditidae. The record is from the annotation of a GenBank genome assembly.
AUGCUAAAUGUUACUAAAACAAUAAAAAACACAAAACUUAUCUUAAAAAUACGCUAAACCGUUCAAAAAAAUUUUUCGAACAACAAAACACGCUUCAAAAAACCGACAAAUGUGAGAUUUUCGCGGGGGGUCAGCAAGUGCGCUCCAUUGAGAAUCGCUGUGAAAACGGCGAUUUUCUCGCUUCUUCUCACACUUUUAUUGUAAUUUUGCGGGUCAUUUCUCAUCGAUUUUCCCACGAUUGUCACGCAUAGUCUGACGUUGCUUUCGGAGAAGAAAAUUGUGCUAAAAACCAGAAAAAUCUGGGUUCUCUACGAUUUAUUGUCGAUUUUAAAAGGUUUUCCUUCUAAUUUUGCAGACAUUUCGCGGUAAAAUCGUACUUUUUGCAGGCAAAAUGCAAAAAAUGAAGAUAAUCGUGGCGAUGGACUCGGAAGGCGGCAUCGGAAAGGGAGGAACUUUGCCGUGGAGACUCAAAAAGGAUAUGCAAUAUUUUGCGGCCGUCACCAAGAAAGUCGAAGAUCCGGCGAAGGUUUGCACGGAAAAUCAUUGAAAUUCGUCGAAUCUAAAGAGAAAGUACACUUUUUCGUUGUCUUCGAGCAAUUUUCAACAAAAACUAUCUUAACAGCCUUCAAAAAAAUGUUUGCAGAGAAACGCAGUGCUAAUGGGUCGAAAAUGCUGGGAAAGCAUUCCAGAGUCGCGUCGCCCGCUGUCAGGACGUCUGAAUAUCGUGUUGAGCCGUCAAUUGGCAGAGAACAUCACUGACAACCUGAUUAUAGUGUUCGUUUUUCAUUCUAAAAACCAGGGAACCCUCAAGACUUUUGAAAUGUUUAUGUGUCUGUCUUCUGAAUUGCCUCUUAUUGCCACAUUGACUUUCCGAGUCCCAACUCUUAGAAAUGCCUAUAAACGGAACGGCUCGCAGUUAAAGUUGUGGCCGUGGCCUAGAAAACUCAGAUGUGAAAAAACUCUUUCCUGCUGAUAAUAUGACAUCCUUGCACUUUGGCAAUGCUUGGCAACGAUAUUUUUCAAGUUUUUUGCAGAAAUUCCCUGGAUAGUGCUCUAAAAAUGCUCGCAGAGCCGCCGUUUUGUGAGCAAAUCGAAACGGUCUGGAACAUUGGCGGAGCUGAAAUUUAUGACUUGGCGCUUCGAAAAAAUCUGGUCGACGAGGUCCAUGUGACCAAAAUUUACAAAAAGUAUGCUGUUUUCGCAUCCGUAGAAAAUUACUCUUCUUGCAGUUUCGACGCCGACGUUCACCUCAAAUCACUGGAUUUCACACGAAUGGAGAAACUCGAAAACGCGGGAAUUUUCGAUGAAAACGGACUGAAAUUCGAGUUUUUCAAGUGGAGAAUUGUGGAAAAAUUGUGA